AUGUACAUGCGGGAGAUACAAGCAUACACGAGAGGACAGAGCAUUGGAGGGCUCAUCAAGAGUGCGUUAGCUACUUCUACGCCGUUAGGGCAAUACGUGUCCAAUGGAGUGAAUGGCACCCAGCAGGCAACGGAAGACAUACCACUAACAACUGAUGGAGUAAGCCCUCCCCCAUCUGAGACAGGAGAGAACUCGUACCAUGGACUCCUAGUGGAACCCUUCCUACCAGAAGCUGCUGAAAUUCUGAUGGCUCCAAUUGACCCUCUUGACAUUGAAAUGAAACCAGGUGCGGGCCGUUUCUCAAGAAGUUACGACUUCAGCGAGCGAAUGGUUCAUGUCGUUCUGUAG
Cantharellus anzutake is the source of this 348-nucleotide messenger RNA. RefSeq lists its product as uncharacterized. The transcript is spliced from 3 exons. Bases 1 to 348 code for a protein of 115 amino acids. Lineage: Eukaryota; Fungi; Basidiomycota; Agaricomycetes; Cantharellales; Hydnaceae. The record is from RefSeq and is a predicted model, not a curated record.